This is a messenger RNA of Penicillium atrosanguineum, 1020 nucleotides long. RefSeq names its product deoxycytidine monophosphate deaminase. NCBI's taxonomy places the organism in Eukaryota, Fungi, Ascomycota, Eurotiomycetes, Eurotiales, Aspergillaceae. Gene Ontology annotation, molecular function: zinc ion binding; hydrolase activity. The record is from RefSeq and is a predicted model, not a curated record. Bases 1 to 1020 code for a protein of 339 amino acids. The transcript has 7 exons.
AUGCUUAUCGGUCUAUGCGGAGGGAUCUGCGCCGGCAAACAUGCGAUUGCCGAUUAUCUGAUUCAGCAGGGCUUUCGACUUCUCCAACUAUCUAGCAACCCCCCUCACCAUAUCACCAAUGAUGCGGACGAUGAUCUCAGACUACAGGCUUCGGAAGUGAGCGCGGACACGCUCUCAGAAUUCGUGUUUGACUCCCCCGAUUCCCUCCUAGAUUUCGCGACGAAACGAUGGCAAGAGCGUUGGGUGACGACUGAUAUUGCGAACGGCGAGACGCUCAACCGCUUCCUCCUGCGCCCCUUCUUCCUUCUCGUGAGCGUGGAUGCCCCUGUAAGCCUCCGUUGGAAAAGAUUCUCCGACCGAUGCUGGCGAAGACAACUGGAUCCACCCGAUCUAGAGAAAUUCGUGCUAUGGAAUGACCGCCAUCUGUAUGAAAAGGACAUUGGGCGCGUGUACCUGACCGGCAAGGCCCAUAUGCGCCUGUUCAACUCUUCCUCGUCCUUGGACGAGCUCCACCAAUCUCUCGAGGAAUUAAACUUGGCAGAUGAACAGCGACUACGACCGAAUUGGGAUCAGUACUUUAUGCAAUUAGCGUCUCUCGCCGCACAAAGAAGCAACUGUAUGAAACGAAGAGUGGGAUGUGUGCUCGUUCGAGAACGUCGCGUCAUCAGUACAGGCUACAACGGGACUCCUCGAAACCUGACGAACUGCAACGAAGGUGGAUGCCCGCGUUGCAACCGCGGCGACGGCGGCGGCGUCUGUCUUUCCACCUGCCUUUGUCUCCAUGCCGAGGAAAAUGCAUUGUUGGAAGCUGGGAGAGAGCGCAUUCGCGAGGGUGCAAUUCUGUAUUGUGAUACCUGCCCAUGCUUGACCUGUACCGUUAAGAUCACCCAGGUUGGAAUUUCCGAGGUUGUUUACUCACAGGGCUACAACAUGGAUAAGGACAGCGCUGCCAUUCUUGAGGCUGCUGGUGUUCGCCUACGACAGUUCAGCCCGCCAUCAAAUGGGUUGAUAUAUCUGUAG